AUGCCAGACAUUGAUCCAAGCAUAGCCGUCCACAAGCUCAAUAUAGAUGAGUCCUUAAAACCCGUUCGUCAGAAGAAGAGAAAUCAUGGGGAAGCAAGAAACAAAGCCGCAGCUGAAGAAGUGCAGAAGUUGUUGGAGGCUGGGUUCAUUCGGCCAAGUCAAUAUCCAAAUUGGGUGGCAAAUGUAGUGUUGGUGCCGAAGCCCAACAAAUCUUGGAGAAUGUGUGUGGACUAUACAGAUUUAAACAAGGCUUGCCCAAAAGACAGCUUCCCUCUACCCAAGAUAGACCGGUUGGUAGAUUCAACGGCUGGCCAUGCUUUGAUGUCUUUCAUGGACGCAUACUCGGGCUUUCACCAAAUUCCUUUGUGGCCAGAUGACCAGGAAAAAACGUCAUUUGUUACUGAGCAAGGCCUAUACUGUUACAAAGUGAUGCCGUUUGGUUUAAAGAAUGCGCCAGCCACAUUUCAACGUCUAGUCACAACACUGUCUUCUCUAAUGAGGUUGACUCCAAAGAAGUGUGUUUUUGGGGUAACGGCUGGAAAGUUCUUGGGAUUCCUUAUUGAUGAAAGGGGAAUCGAGGCCAAUCUUGAUAAAGUACAGGCAGUAAUAGAUAUGACGUCGCCAAAAUCAGUCAAGGAAGUCCAACGCCUGACGGGAUGUCUAGCGGCCCUGGGGCGGUUCUUAUCAACGGCAGGUGACAAGUGUCAUUACUUCUUCGGCACAAUCAAGAAGAAGAGCAAAUUUGAAUGGACUGAGUCGGCAGAAACUGCCUUCGUCCGAUUAAAAGAACACCUCCACACCUUACCUCGGCUUGUCAGUCCUCUUCAGGGGGAAACUUUGUAUGUGUAUUUGGCCAUUUCUGAGUGGUCCUUGAGUGCUGUGUUGCUAACUGAAAGGGAGGGAGUGCAACUCCCCGUCUAUUUCGUGAGCCAUGUCCUGCAAAACGCUGAAUUAAGAUAUUCUCCAAUUGAGAAGUUUGCACUUGCGCUGUUUAUGGCCAGCAAGAAGCUGCGCCCUUACCUUCUGGCACACAAACUGGUGGUAUACACAUACCAACCUUUGAAAGAACCCCUUACUAAGCUAGACGCUGCUGGGCAAAUGCUGAAAUGGGCAAUUGAGCUGAAUGCAUUUGAUAUCUCAUAUGAGCCUCGAAAAGCUAUCAAGGGACAAGCAUUUGCAGAUUUCAUUGCAGAAAUGGCGAGGCCAACUUUUGAAAAGAAUGUGGCGACUCGCUGGACAGUCUAUGUAGAUGGCUCGUCAACCCAGAACGGGUGUGGAGCCGGCAUAAUAUGUCAAUCCCCUGAAGGAGACAAGUAUGAGUAUGCCAUGAGAUUCAAUUUCCAAACAUCCAACAACGAGGCAGAAUAUGAAGCUUUAUUAGCCGGCAUAAAAAUGUGCAAAGCUGCCGGAGCUCAAGAAAUACUUGCCUUUUCUGACUCACAGCUCAUUGUGAGUCUAGUGAAUGGGGACUAUGAGGCAAGAGACCCUAACAUGAUCAAAUAUAUGCAAGCUGUGCAUCAAGAAAUAGAACAUCUAAAGAGCUUUGAAGCUAAGCAGAUUCCCAGAACGGAGAACAAUCAGGCCGAUGCCCUGUCAAAACUAGCUAGCUCGGCUUCCUGUGAUACCCCGCGUCACGUGUUUUGGGAAGUGAAAGAUAAGCGAACUAUUGAGCAGGAAUUUUGCGCUCCUAUGGUAGCUAUUCUUGAUCGGUCGUCAACCUGGAUGGACCCUAUCAUUGCUUACAAAGUGGAAGGUUCGCUUCCGGACGACUCAAGUCUGGCCGCCAAAAUACAAAAGAAGAGUUCUUGGUUUGAAUGGUGGAAUGGAGUUUUGUACAAGAAGUCAUUUUCUAGACCCCUCCUGCGGUGUGUCACUCCUGAGAAAGGGAAAGAAAUUCUAGAUGAUUUGCACCAGGGAUUAUGUAGCUCCCACAUUGGAGGACGAGCUUUGGCAGAGAAAGCCUUGCGAACUGGUUAUUACUGGCGGAAGCAACAACAAGUGCAAGGACAAUUGCUGAACUUCGUCAUUGAUGAUUUGGUUGCGCUCAGGAGCGAACUUUCGUCGCUUCUGCUUGACGGGCUUAUGAUUGGGGUCGAUACUGAGCUUGUGAGUGAUGACGUCUGGGCUCAUGCCGGGCAUAUCUUCAUGGGACCAUGCGAAACAAUUUGCGUUGGCUUUGAGAAAAGCGACAAGUUCCGACCUGAUGUUGUCAGGAACAUCGCAUCCAAUAAAAACAACCUGGUCUGGCUUUGCGGGAUCCAGGAUGACCUCAUCGAGCUGUUCGGACUUGGGCUCGUUGUAGCUUACCGGUUCAGAACUGGACUGUAA
Molecule: messenger RNA, 2328 nt
Organism: Spinacia oleracea (spinach)
Lineage: Eukaryota; Viridiplantae; Streptophyta; Magnoliopsida; Caryophyllales; Amaranthaceae
Exons: 3
Coding region: 1-2328 (775 amino acids)
Molecular function (GO): nucleic acid binding; RNA-DNA hybrid ribonuclease activity
Source: RefSeq, a predicted model, not a curated record